GCCUUUGCCACUACAUCACAUGCCUCAGCCACCUUUCCUCACUUUGGAAUUUGGAUUUCUCAGACCCAAAAUCAAUUUCCAAUUAAAUGGAUUUGGAUUUAAAAAAACAUUUUCUACUCCAUUUUUGGCUAUUUGGGUCUGGCGGAAAGAUCUGUUUGAAAAAAAAACCAAAGAGAGAAUGUUAGUCACGUGAUUAGAACAGUCUUCGUCUAGCAUUUAAAGGUAAAUUUAAAGAAAGAAAAGCCCGUGUACAAUUUUCAUUGGAAAUUCCAAAAAGAAGAGAGUAGGCAGUUUGGCGCCCGAGCGUGUGUUGGCUGGUUAGUUUCCCUCCUGGCAGGCGCUUAGGGCUACCCAUCCGCUUCAUUUUCUGGUCAUUCUCUCAUGGACAAUCCCUUCGACCACCAUGUUCCUCCGCCACACGCCACCGUUACCGCAGCUGACUACGGAGUCUCCGAUGACGACGAGGACGAAGAAGAGGAAGAGGAAGAGGAAGAAGAAGAAGAAGAAGAAGAAGAAGAAGAAGAAGAAGAUGACAACGAAGAGGACGAAGAUUCAUCGCCUAGGGCUUUCCCAGUGGCUCCUUCCACAACUUCUAAUCCACAGCCAAUUGUCAUCACCGUGGAAUCGCAGUCGCAUAGCAGCUUCGGAGACGACGAAGUAAGCAACAAGCGCCGCAAAACGGAAGGCCGAGAGGCGUCGUCUUCGUCUUUGGCAAUUGAUGGCAGUCAAGGCAGCGAGUGGAACCGCACUGACAUUGACGGCCUCUUCUGCCCUAUCUGUAUGGAAGCUUGGACCAACAGCGGCGACCACCAAAUCUGUUGUCUUCCUUGUGGACACAUAUAUGGUAUGUCUUGUAUAAAAAGAUGGCUUCAACAGCGACGAAGUACAGGCAAGUGUCCACAAUGCAAUAUAAAAUGCUCAUUAAAGGAUGUGAGGAAGCUCUAUGCAUCUCGAGUAGUUACUGUUGAUGAUGAAUCUCAGAAGAAAAUUCGGUUGCUUGAAGCCAAAUGUGCUGCACUGGAAAGUAAGGGUGCUGAUUGGCGUGUGAAAGAGGCUAUAUGGCGGAAAAGAGAAGCUGCAUACCGUCUGGAAAUCCAGAAGCUUAAAGCGCUGCUACUGGAUAUGGAGAGAAUGCAUUUUGAACUCAUAGAUGGCACUCAGGAUUAUCAGUGGAGAUCUGAAAAGGAGCAAAAUUUUAGCUUAAAGUCCCAUGUAAAAGCAUCUUUUUGCAAUUUUGCAUUACAGAAAACAUUUAAUAUGGAUGAUGCACGAGUAUUUGAUAUGGAUGUAUCCAAUCAAAUUUUACUAAUUGCACGAAAGCCAAGGGUGAUAGGUGGAGCAGACUUUUUAACUAAAAUGAGCUUGAUAUCUCCAUUCGAUAUGGAAGAUAUCUUAUUGCCUUCUACUACAGAGGGUAUUAGAGACCUACAUAUUUCUCCUUCUGAUAGAAGCCUAGCCCUCUAUGCUUCAACAGGGAAGAAGUUAUCAGUGCUCAGUGUGCAGAGCAAGAAUACUGUUGUCAACUAUGAUCUACAGGUUCCUCCUUGGUCAUGUUCUUGGGAUCUCAACAGUUCACAUAACAUGUAUACUGGACUUCAGAAUGGUUCUGUCUUGGUGUUUGAUAUACGACAAACUGCAGGACCCAUGAAGUCUUUAGUUGGAUUGACUAGCAACCCUGUUCAUACUGUUCAUUCUCUUCUGCAAACUUCAUGUCUUCCUAACUCCAUCUUAUCUGCAUCUGCCAUUGGCCUUUGUCAGUGGAACAUUGAUUCUGAAGAAGGGCCAUUCAUGCUUCCUGAAACUGAUAACCAAGGAGUUUGUAUAUCCCUUGCCUAUUGCCCUAGCAGUGAUGACGUUGUUGUUUCAUACCGUCCGAAAUUUGACAUGUCAAUGGGUACGCAGCUUUCUCAACUAUCAUCCACUCCUUCUCAAGUAAUUGGAGCAGGAAUGCAGGGCUGUCAUGUCUUAUUCAAGAGACAGCGCACUGAUUAUUUCAAAAAGAUGGGUUCCUCGAAUGCCAAUCCAAGUAAAAUUCGAUUUCCAAAACAUGCUAUUAUAGACAUAGAGGGUCAAAGAAGUUUGUUUGCAGCUGUAGAUGAAGCAACAUUUGAAUUGAUCUUGCACGAGCUGCCUUCUUUUAGCGUCAGCCAACGAUUCAAACUGCCUGCUCAGGCUCGUGAUAUUAGGUACUCUCGGAGUUGUGGAAUUCUUGGCUGUUUGAGUGAGACGACAUUGCAACUUUUCUACACCAAAGUCUUGUGAACAAGGUAAUUUUAUUUUGCAAUCUUUGAAGAAAAAUGGAGUUUUUUUUUGUUUUAUAAUCAUAUGAACCCGAGAAAAAUGUAGGUUGUCCUUAACCUAGAGCAGCAGAUAUUUAUUGAUUUGCAAUUUUGGAUAGAGCCUAUGUAUGCUUUGUUCGUUUUACUGUAAAUAUGCAAUGAAAACUAUAUGUGAAUGAAAGAUUGAAAAGUAUGAAAUGAAUUUGUUAGGAAGAAAACCGCCUGUAAUACUCCAAUUAAUUUUGUUUAUUUCCAUGUUUCCAUAUGCAAGGGGACAAAUACCCUAGUAAACAGAAGUGAAUUCUCUUAUCCUUAUAACCUUAUUCAGUGACACGUCUCAAUCAUAAGCAUAGUUUUCCAUGGAAGAAAUGUAUUCAUUCGGAAGUGAUGUUGAUAUCAGAUAGAAAAUGUUUUAAUAUGUUUCGCAUAUGUUCUGAGAGAGAGGAGACUACUUUAGUUAAAUGCAUUGUGAUACGUUGGAGUUACAUUUGUUGGGGCCACCAUCAUCUUCACUUCACAUCAAUCAAAUAACUAAGGCACCCAAGAAUAAAU
Molecule: messenger RNA, 2831 nt
Organism: Arachis stenosperma
Lineage: Eukaryota; Viridiplantae; Streptophyta; Magnoliopsida; Fabales; Fabaceae
Exons: 13
Coding region: 382-2262 (626 amino acids)
Biological process (GO): protein ubiquitination; interstrand cross-link repair
Cellular component (GO): nucleus
Molecular function (GO): ubiquitin protein ligase activity; protein binding
Source: RefSeq, a predicted model, not a curated record